GUCACCUGACAUUGAUGCCAUGGCGGGCGCGUGCUAUGAGAACGCUAUGAGAAGUGUGCAGCGCGUAGAGACGCUGUAAGGGUUAACGGUGGUUUGGUCAGCAGCACACAGAAUGACCGCAGAGUGAUGUCCGAGCUCGCAGAGUAACCUGGAGAUGGAGUGUCACGGUGGCCGUGCCGCAGAGAGAGCGCAGCCGCGCGCCGGAAACCCGCUCGAGCCGUCGCGCGCCGCGAACACGCCGAGCCAAGAUGGCGAACCGAGGUCCGACUGCGAGGAAGAAUCGGCGGCGGAAUUUCGCGAGCCGCCGAGAGCCAAAGCUUCUGACGCGAAACGCGGUUCCUCUUUUGUGACUAGCCGAUUAGCCGAGGAACCGCCGAGGCUCAACUUUCAGAUACCGAGGAGGAACAAAGAAAAGAGAGCUCUGUUCCAGUACUUGUCCUCGGAGUCCAGAGAGUUUGCGGAAAUCCUCAACAUAAUCACCUCCAGCUACAAGGAUCCUGCCUCAAAAGCGAACUUCGUCUACUCCAAACCUCGCCUCAUCCACAACGAGCCCCUGGAGAAAGACUUCAUGGAGAAGAGAAAGGAGCUGAAGCAGGAUGGACGCACCGACAAAGAACUGGCCGAGUCUUUUUGUUUCCUGCUUUCUGACAAGGUCCCUCUAGCUUGUGAAAAAGGCUUAUCGGUUGGCAACAGCUGGAUGAGCCUUUUGGGAAAUUCCACUAAAGGCGUUUACUUGUGUCAGUUCUCCGACUUGCUACAAAGCAGCCCUUCUGAGCCUGGCUUCACUGGAGAGAUCAUCAUCUUUAAAGUGAUAAAGGGUAAAGUGAAGAGCAUACACGACAACAUGCUAAGAGGAUUCGAUCCCACACCCAAAUUUGACAGCCAUUUCUCCAAGAACGCCAACAGAGUGACCUCCCUGACGUCUUACAAGGCAUUUGAGUAUACCCAGCAAUAUUUCUACGAGUAUGUGGACUCUGAGCUUGCAUCCAGACCCAGGCAUGUGUGUCCAUAUGCUGUGGUUUCUUUUCAGUACAAAGCCAAAGAGGCUAUAACAGCAGGCCCCAAAACCUCGCCUCUGCAGAGGUCCAACAGCCUGCCCUCAGGAACAGAAAGUCAUGGCUACACUGUCUGGGACGGAUACUUUGUGAACAGAGGAAAGAAAGUGUAUCAAGCAAGCAUUCAUUCUGUUUCUCAUCCCUUUCUGCCAUUCAGGAUACCAGACAGGCUUGAGCUGGGUAAAGUCAUGAGGCUGGACCAAGUACAGGAGUUAAUUCCAUCUACACUUUUCUCCUGGGAUCUUUACUCCGGCAGCCAUGAAGUGUUCAAGAGUGGAAUGUACGGUAGUCUGUUUGAGGUGGUGAUGGAGAAAAACAAAUCUGGAGAAGGCCUGGCUGAGUUGUUUCAGGAACUUGAAAAAAAGGGAUUGGUAUUGAUGAAUAUGAUGAACGACAAAGGUUUCCUGUUCCUCCUGUCUUCAGGCCAAUUGUCCGGCUCCAACAAGCGCAGAGCAGGUUGGAAGGCAACAUCUCAAGCUCUUUUCAUCUAUCAGAAUACACGGGAUGUGUCCAAAGUCUCAUCUGAACACCAUACUCCUCGCAUGCCCUUGACCCCGGUACCCCAGGACCCUGUAAUGCCACGGCUGAACAGCUUCAUCCCAGCGUACCACUACGCUCUGAGCAAAGUGCGCUGUAACCCACCUGCCAACCUGAGUGCCGGAGUUGAGCAGCAAGCCCACGAAUACCUCAACAGUCUCCACGAAUCCAAACCCAUCCAGCGAGUCCGAAUGGACUACGACAUCAAACUGGACGACAGGGAGAAGCUCUUUCCUGCUCCGAGGCAGAGAUUCAACUGGGAAGGCUACAUUCAUUCCUACUUGUACAACUCCGGUGUGUACACGAUGCCUGUUGUAAACGCCAAGAAAAUGGUAGAGAUGUUCAGGUGUGUUCCAGAGUUUAGACCCGACCCAGAGACCACGGACGCUAGCGAGGCUCACGGUGACCCAGAGGGAAUGACGGAGCUUUUAAAAAACCUCCUUGAGGUGAAUAAAAGGAAGGAAGCCAAACAGAAAACGCUCCUGGAUGCACACGGUUUAAAGAGGAAGUUGGAGGAAGAAGAGCAGAACUCAAGUGCAAAGUGUUCGAGGAUGGCCACGCCCAGCAAUGGGGAAGGUGAUGAAGGUCAAGCUGAGAAGUCCUGUCAAUCUCUGGCUGAUGUGCUGACCAACAUUGGACUUCAAGACACAGACCUCAGGAAGGAUAAGACUCAGGGCCCACUGAAGGUUAUGGAGUUACUGGACAGGCUCACCAAAACCACUCAGGACACAGACUUGAGGAAGGACAACACUCAGGUAGAGCUGGUUAGCAAGGUGCUGGACAAUAUAACCAAAAGUUUACGCAGCUCACUUUUGCCUAACGUCGAUGGAGACCUGGAAAAGAGCCCUGAAGACGCCGAAAAGACUCUAAAGGACAGCAUGACCAGCCUGGGACUCCCUACUAACCGAGACACUGAUCUUCGGAAACGAUUCACGGAUAAUGACGAUCAAGAAGCACAAGGAAGAAAUGAUCUUGAGGAAGAGACGGCUGGCAGCUUGAGUAGCCUGGAGGCUUUCAGUCCCUGCUCCGACAGUAACGGACAACAGCGCAGUGACAACCUACCUGGAGAAAGAUCAAUCCCCUGGGUGCUUAUUCCCAUAACAGGUCUGAAGACUGAGAGAUACAGCCACAGAAGAGACAGAAAUCUUGAGGAUCCCCGAUUCAUUCAAAGCCCCACCGUGUCGACUCACACCAGUCCGGAGAAACAGGAUGUCGUGCCUUCUGAUCAGCCUGACAGCAGUAACGUGGAGCCUGAAUCCGAGACCGACCCUGCCGAGGACCGGGACAUGGACGAGCCGAAAGAUUCCGAUCAUCAGGAGCAGGAAGGGACCCAGUACAGCGGCGUCGACUGCAUAGUCGACGAGCAAAUCUCCGGCUUCUCCGCUGAGGUGGAGGAUCUUUUACGAGAGGAACGUGUGUACUACAUUCCCUUUUCUAGCUCUCAAUCCCAGAGAAAUCCGCCACAGUCUACCAUGGUACCCUUCUCUGAGUACGUCUCGCAUUUUAACACGCCGAUUCCCGUGCACAGCUACGUCAAAUCGUUCAGAGAUUCCGUAAACGCUUUCUUAGAUCCCCGGAGAAAUAGGCAGGAUAGCGGGACACUCGUUUCUUCCUCAGUUCCUGCACCUGCUCACUCUGUCAGCUCUGCAGCUGCUGUGUUUACCUUUAAUUCCUCGACCCUCAGAGAGGACCACCAGCAACAUUUGCACAAUACGCAAAUGAUAAAUGGGUCAACGCAGGCAGAGCAGAGCACAGGGAUGGGUGAACAUAAUCAAGGCAAGACUUCAAACUCAUCCAUUAGUAGCUGGGGGAUCUCAGACGCAGGGGAAAGCAUGGCUAACAGCAGAGCAGCAAACAACGACACAGCUACGCCUAUAGAACCAGCUCCAGCUGCCUUCAGCAACGUCAUCAGUCAACUACAACCCGAGGUGAUCAACAACCUAAUGAAGAUCGUGAGGGAUGUGCAAAAGAACACCGUCCACUUCUUCAUCCAUUGUGUGGAUGAGGAGAGUGAUGUGUGCUGGGAAAUCAAGGACUAUUUAACAAGGCUCGGCAACCCAGAGUGCGACCCUCAGGCCUUUCUGGAGAAAAAGGACAGUCAAGACAAACUCCUGAUAGUCAUCCAAAAUAUUGACAUCGCCGCCCACAUCCAUAAGAUUCCUGCAUUAGUGUCUCUAAAAAAGCUGCGAUCGGUGAGCUUUGCUGGAGUAGACAGUCUCUCUGACAUCAGGAAUCACACCUACAAUGAGCUGUUCGUUUCCGGCGGCUUCAUCGUCUCUGACGAAUUCGUCCUUAAUCCUGACUUCAUCGCCCUGGAGAGACUUCAGGCUCUGCUUCACUAUCUCGAGGAGCUCAACACACCCGAGAGUCCAUGGAGAUGGCGGGUGCAUUGUAAAACGCACAAAAAGGUCAAAGAGCAAAGCAGGUCUAAAACCGAAGCCCUGAACGUACUGGACCUCCUCACGACCUACCACAAGAAACAAAUAGUAGAGUUCCUGCCAUAUCACGAGUGCGAUGCUCCGUCACACCAAGCACCUGACCUGGAGUGUCUGGUGAAGCUUCAGGCUCAGAACACCCGACAGCGCCACGUAAUCUAUCUCACAGAGCGUCGCUUCGAGAUGUUUCCACGUUAUUCUAACAGCGGUAUCGUUAUUGCGAACAUCGACGACAUCCUGUAUAGUAUGGCAAGUCUGAUCGGCGAAGCAGGUGACAAACCAGCAUCUUCAGACCCGCAUUCCUGUCCCACAUCCCCAAUAUUGAAGGAAGAGGACAUGGGACCAUGCUCUGAAAUUCACACCGUAGACAGGAUGUCUGCCCAUGACGAAAGACCCUCUGUCUGUACAGACGUGCAUCCUUGUCCACUGACUGAUCCAGACCCUGGUGUAUCUGACCGUACAGUAAGAGACAAAGCAACGAUAGUUGCUUUACCCUCACCCACCCCUGGGAUUCCGAGGGAGUCCGAUUUUAAAGCUCUGAGAGAUGUAAUUUCCCACUUCAGAAAUGCCCGAAUGCAAGCAAAUUCCCGCACAGGCCAGUCAUCACCAGGAUCUUUUGGUGCCAAUCCUAAUCACAGCUUCCUAGGACAGAGCGACAGGCCUUCAUCUGUUCCUUCGGAUGAUGACACUCGUUCAAACCAGGCACUGAGUCAGAUGGAGGAAGUCAGGCAAAGAGAACACAUUCAUGCAGAAACUCUGUCCGCUUCAGAAAGUGUCACCGAGUUACAAGAUCAGUUUGGUUCUGGACCGCAGGCUGGCAUGGCUGAGACAGAGACUGUAGUCAUGGAGACCACCGCUAAUUCACGUGACACAGAAACUACCUGGAAUUGCAUGACUGACACCGACAUCGCUGCUGAAACCCCAGUAAUCCCGAACAUCACUGGUACUGAGAGUGGAGCGAAUCAGGAGAAGGAGGCAUCAGAACAGGGAACUACAAAAAAUCCGGUGUCCACUAAGAGCUCAUCUAGAAUCAAGUCUUCGGACAACACUCAGACUAGCAGGAGCUACAGCAGCCGAGGGGGUAAACGUCCAGCGUCUGGGCGUUCACCUUACGGCAUGAAUACUUUAGUCACAAUGGACAGGAUGCUGCAAAACAGCACUUUGUGGCCAGGUGCUCAAGCUUCUCAGAACAGCGCAAUGGGAUUCAGAUCCCAGCUACUGAACAGCUCAGUGGCCAACACAUUCACACAUUCAGGCUUAAGAAGCCUUUUACCUAGCAGUAGCAUGGCCUGGAACAAUUAUACUCAAGGGACAGCCACAAACAUGUGGGGAAUUCAGCCAGGUGUGGGACUCGGACAAGUUCACGGGACUCCGUUUAUCCAGAGCUAUGCCUGGCAUGGGAAUCCCGCAUUUCAAGGCAACGGACAUCCUCCUAGAGGGGGCUAUGGCGGCUGGUGAGCCAGCGAUGCCUGUAAAUAGUUAUGUUUUGAAACCUUUUUAUGUUCUCUGACGGAAAAAGUGAAAUACCAUUCACUACUGGAUGUGCAAGUCCCUGUUUCACUUCACAAUUUGUAAAGACCACUAUAUUUGUAUUUAAAGAUUUUGUUGAAUUGUCUGGUUUAUGUUUCUUUUUGGAAAACACUACAGGCAAUUAUGGCCUUGGUUUUAAUGUUAAUCUUUUUUAAGCUAUAAAAGAAAUGCAUUAAAGCAACUGUAGCAGCUU
Hemibagrus wyckioides is the source of this 5750-nucleotide messenger RNA. It is a transcript of the gene tasora, whose product is annotated as transcription activation suppressor a. Lineage: Eukaryota; Metazoa; Chordata; Actinopteri; Siluriformes; Bagridae. Bases 155 to 5485 code for a protein of 1776 amino acids. The record is from RefSeq and is a predicted model, not a curated record. Gene Ontology annotation, biological process: protein localization to heterochromatin; negative regulation of gene expression, epigenetic. Gene Ontology annotation, cellular component: heterochromatin; nucleoplasm. Gene Ontology annotation, molecular function: chromatin binding. The transcript is spliced from 23 exons.